Molecule: messenger RNA, 1722 nt
Organism: Dendronephthya gigantea
Lineage: Eukaryota; Metazoa; Cnidaria; Anthozoa; Malacalcyonacea; Nephtheidae
Product: nephrocystin-3-like
Exons: 3
Coding region: 1-1722 (573 amino acids)
Molecular function (GO): protein binding
Source: RefSeq, a predicted model, not a curated record
AUGGUUCUACAAGCUGGUGCAUCACUAUUCGGGGGGAAAUAUUUGUUCCACAUCAGCACUGACAAUGUUGAAGUGGCGCGGCACAUUUGCAAAACCGCGAGAACGCUGGGACAAGGUUUUGGGCAAGGACUAGGACAAGGGCUGGGAAUUGGACUGGGGUUGGGUCUAGGUCUAGGUGCCCUGUAUGUUGGUUAUAACUCAUUGGAACGAUUAAUCAAAGACUCAGUAACAAGAAGUGUUGGUGGCGAACGCGAUGAUCAGGAAGUUCGUGACAUUCGACCAGGAUGUUUGCAUGUUGAGUUACAUUGUUUCACAGACGAGAGGUUUCUGGAAGUCUUGGCGGAUUACGAAUCAGGAAGGAUGAAGGAACGCUUGCAGGAAGAACUUUCUCUGGUUGGAAUUAAAGUGGAAGGACUGAAGGUGAAGAUUGACAACAUUGAGGAGGUGAAAGUAACAAAGAAAGCGAUUGAAAAUAGAUGCAUUGAUGAAAAGGGUUUUUCGUUCAGAAAGGAAAAUGUUGAAAUAUGUGCUACUGAGAGUGGUCUAUGGGCGGGGGAGUAUGCCGAGCGCCGAAAAUAUCCUGCAAAAACUGCAUACGAUUCGUCCGGUAUUGGAAUCUUGCCACCACAGAUAAAAGACUACAAGUCGGCAUUGGAUCUGAUAGGAACACGACUGUAUGGAAAACCAAGUGAUCAGAAUCUGUCCGGUUUUGAAAGCACGCAUCUUGACGUAAGCGAUUUCGGUCAGGCAUUAGAGUCGACAGAAAAAGACUUUCAAGUGAAACUAAAGCUUAUUGGAGACGAUCCUGCAGCAACAGCUGACAGUUAUCACAACAUUGGAAUCUCGCGACACGAGAUGAAAGAUUACAAGUCAGCGUUGCGGUUACAACGAAAAGCGCUUGAAAUCAGAUUGAAGUUGUAUGGAGAAGAUCAUCCUGACAUGGCUCAAAGUUUUCGAGAAAUUGGCAACACACAAUAUGAGAUGAAAGAUUACAAAUCAGCAUUAGAAUCGCAUCAACGGGCUUAUGAAAUAAAUUUAAACCUGCAUAGAGAGAAUCAUCCCGAGACUGCUGAAAGCUGCGACACCAUUGGAAUUCUACAACAUGAAUUGAAGAAUUACAAAUUAGCCUUAGAGUGGAAGCAAAAAGCUCUCAAUAUUAGAUUAAAACUAUACGGAGAAGAUCAUUCACGCGUAGCUAAGAGUUAUAAUAACAUCGGAAUCACACAACAUGCGCUGAAGGAUUACGAGUCAGCACUUAGUUCACAUCAAAAUGCACUUCAAAUCAGAUUAAAGCUACAUGGGGAAGAUCAUCCUUAUACCGCCCAAAGUUAUCACGACAUCGGAAUCAUACAACAAGAGUUGAAAGAUUUCAAGUCAGCAAUAGAGUCGGAACAAAAGGCACUUCAAAUCAGAUUAAAGCUGUAUGGAAAAGAGCAUCCCGACCCUUUGGAAAUGUAUCGUGAAAUCGGUGUUACGCAACGUUCAAUGAAAAACUUCAAAGCAGCAUUAGAGUCACAUCAAUAUGUCGUACAAACGCAAUUGAAACUGCGUGGUGAAUACCAUAAUGAUACCGCUGUCGCCUUUUGCAGCCUGGGAAUCACGCAACAAGAGAUGAAAGAUUACAAGUCUGCAUUAGGUUCGCAUGAACAAUGUUUAAAAAUUAGAUUAAAUCUUUACGGAGAGGAUCAUCCUGACACCGCGGAGAGUCUUCGCGAUAUUUGA